This is a messenger RNA of Syzygium oleosum, 900 nucleotides long. RefSeq names its product succinate dehydrogenase assembly factor 2, mitochondrial. Gene Ontology annotation, cellular component: mitochondrion. Bases 187 to 762 code for a protein of 191 amino acids. Gene Ontology annotation, biological process: protein-FAD linkage; tricarboxylic acid cycle; mitochondrial electron transport, succinate to ubiquinone. Lineage: Eukaryota; Viridiplantae; Streptophyta; Magnoliopsida; Myrtales; Myrtaceae. The record is from RefSeq and is a predicted model, not a curated record. The transcript is spliced from 5 exons.
CAUGGUUUUCGCUCCCCUGAGGCCACGAUUUCCGUUUCUUCACCACCAAUUCCAACAAAAAGUUCCGGCGCAAGAGGAAUUCGUCUUCUUCUUCGAUCUGUCACAGCCAGCCUCCGCAUCAGCAUCGAUUUCGAUUCAAACUCUCGUCAUCGUGCAAGCGAAGGAGCUCAAUCGAGAUCGUGGGAAAUGGCCAGCGUGAGGAGGUCGCUCGUGGGCGCGCACAGGAUCUUCAGGGCCGCCGCCGCGUCCCGCCGGAGCUCGGUCGCCGCUCCACCUCCGAGCCGCUACUCCGAGGCCCUCCUCAGGCCUCGGAAUGGCUGGGUCUCGCAGUUUUCUAGCGGUGGUGACGGCGUUGCUGGCGAUCGGUUCCUAGACAUUGAUAUCUCCAAUGAAGAGAGCAAGAGGCGAUGGUGCAACAGGUUGUUGUACAGGAGCAGGCAGAGAGGGUUUCUGGAGCUGGAUCUGGUGCUGGGGAAAUGGGUGGAGGAUAAUAUUGAAUCCAUGGAUGUCAAUGGGAUUAAAGCGCUCAUCGGUGUUCUUGACUUGGAAAACCCUGAUCUGUGGAAGUGGCUGACUAACCAGGAGCAACCCCCAGAGGCUGUGAAAAUGAAUCCGGUUUUCUCCGCAAUGCAAGAGAAAGUCAUGAACAACCUCAACAGUCACUCCGCUCCCGAGACAAGGGCGUUACCCGGGCAGCCAUGGGUGAGAGGGUGGGAUGAUAUCAAGAAAGGCCGAGAUGGCCCCAUUGCCGGGAAUCAGUAACUCUGGCUAUAUUUGCAAAAUUAGCAGGUUUGGAGUACAUUACAAGUGAUGGGCAAGGAUUUAAAGCUGUGUUAAGUUUGUUAUUAUAAUGUGUAAUAUAUAUUGUCUAUGACAUAAAUAAGGGCAGUGGUUGCAUAA